Miniopterus natalensis is the source of this 1939-nucleotide messenger RNA. It is a transcript of the gene KYAT1, whose product is annotated as kynurenine aminotransferase 1. Gene Ontology annotation, molecular function: L-kynurenine:2-oxoglutarate transaminase activity; pyridoxal phosphate binding. Gene Ontology annotation, cellular component: mitochondrion; cytoplasm. Gene Ontology annotation, biological process: biosynthetic process. NCBI's taxonomy places the organism in Eukaryota, Metazoa, Chordata, Mammalia, Chiroptera, Miniopteridae. The record is from RefSeq and is a predicted model, not a curated record.
UGUGUGAGACCCAAGUCCUGGGCUCGGAGCCGUUUUCUGGCCAGGGUGCUCCCCUCUCCUCUGCCCCUGGAGGAGAAGUCGUCAGUGCCCUGUGGCUCUAGGAGGCAUGCUCAGGAACUCGGCAGCCCUGUGUGUGCGUCUGGUGGGGCCCCUCCAGAGAAAGAAGGCUGGAGCUCCACUCAGCCGGUGCUUGCACCAGACUCUCACCAUGGCCAAAAGGCUGCAGGCUCGAAGGCUGGAUGGGAUUGACCACAACCCAUGGGUGGAGUUCAUCAAAUUGGCCAGUGAAUGUGACGCUGUGAACCUGGGACAAGGCUUCCCUGACUUCCCGCCUCCAGACUUCGCCUUGGAAGCCUUUCGGCAGGCUGUCAGCGGGGACUUCAUGCUCAACCAAUACACCAAGGCAUUUGGUUACCCACCACUGACAAAGAUCCUGGCAAGUUUCUUUGGAAAGCUGCUGGGACAUGAGAUAGAUCCUCUCAGGAACGUGCUGGUGACCGUGGGUGCCUAUGGGGCCCUGUUCACAGCCUUCCAGGCCCUGGUGGAUGAAGGAGAUGAAGUCAUCAUCAUCGAGCCUUUUUUUGAUUGUUAUGAGCCCAUGACAUUGAUGGCGGGAGGUCGCCCUGUGUUUGUGUCCCUGAAGCCGACCCCCACCCAGAAAGGGGAACUGGAUUCCAGCAGCAACUGGCAGCUGGACCCCGCGGAGCUGGCCAGCAAGUUCACACCUCGCACCAAAGCCCUAAUCCUCAACACACCCAACAACCCCCUGGGAAAGGUGUUCUCCAGGGCAGAGCUGGAGCUGGUGGCCGGCCUGUGCCAGCAGCAUGAUGUGGUGUGCAUCACGGACGAGGUCUACCAGUGGCUGGUCUUCGAUGGGCACCAGCAUAUCAGCAUUGCCAGCCUCCCUGGCAUGUGGGAACGCACUCUGACCAUUGGCAGCGCUGGCAAGGCCUUCAGCGUCACUGGCUGGAAGGUGGGCUGGGUCCUGGGCCCCGACAGCCUCAUGAAGCACCUGCGUGUCAUGCAGCAGAACUCGGUCUUUCACUGCCCCACGCAGGCCCAGGCUGCAGUGGCCCAGAGCUUGGAGCGGGAGCAGCUGCAUUUUGGCCAGCCCAGCAGCUACUUCGUGCAGUUCCCGCAGGCCAUGCAGCGCAGCCGUGACCACAUGAUACGAAGUGUGCAGUCCGUGGGCCUGAGGCCCAUGAUCCCCCAGGGCAGCUACUUCUUUGUCACAGACAUCUCAGACUUCAAGAGCAAGAUGCCUGACCUUCCUGGCGCUGUGGAUGAGCCCUAUGACAGACGCUUUGUCAAGUGGAUGAUCAGGAACAAGGGCUUGGUGGCCAUCCCGGUGUCCAUCUUCUACAGCGUGCAACAUCAGAAGCUCUUUGACCACUAUAUCCGCUUCUGUUUUGUGAAGGAUGAAGCUACACUCCGGGCCAUGGACAAGAAGCUGCAGGAGUGGAGAGAUGAGCUCAGGGCUUGACAUCGCCCCUCGGCCCUGCCUCCCUGGGUUGGGCUCUUUGUCCAGGAUUUAGUCAUCUCCAGGUUGGGGUAGAUGGUACUGGUGAACCCCUUCUCUGUGGCACAGACCGUCUCCAGGAAAGAGCUCCCCUUAGUCUUGGGGAAGUUGGGAGCACCUCCCCGUCACGCCUGCACUCCUGUGGUAGAGGUUGGGGAGGCCUGACAUGGGCCUCUUUCAUGCCCCUCCCUCGGUCAGGUCACAGGGUCUCGGGUCCCUUCUGGCCUCACCAGACUUGGCUGGGACUCAACGGGCAGAAUCCAAUAGUGGACUGGCCUUGAGUCCCAGCUCUGACCCCAGCAAGGCUUAGGCAGCCCUCCCUUUCCUUAUCUAAACUUGACCUUGGGAAGGUGCCUUAGGCUUAAGUCCUCAAGCCUGUGUGCUUUUGCUCAUAAUAAAAGUUUAAGUUAUUCACACCUU